This is a messenger RNA of Bipolaris victoriae FI3, 1032 nucleotides long. RefSeq lists its product as hypothetical. NCBI's taxonomy places the organism in Eukaryota, Fungi, Ascomycota, Dothideomycetes, Pleosporales, Pleosporaceae. The coding region runs from base 1 to 1032 and encodes 343 amino acids. The transcript is spliced from 2 exons. Gene Ontology annotation, molecular function: allantoicase activity. The record is from RefSeq and is a predicted model, not a curated record. Gene Ontology annotation, biological process: allantoin catabolic process.
AUGGCCCGUUCAAUUCCAAUUGAGGAAAUCGAUUCAACAUUCAAGUCAAAGUACACAGACCUUAUUUCUGCACCUCUCGGUUCAAAGGUGCUGUCCUUCAGCGAUGAAUACUUUGCUGCUGCGGAAAAUCUGAUAACACCAACUCCACCAAUCCGUAAACCGGGUGUCUUCGUCCAUACCGGAGCCUGGUACGAUGGUUGGGAGACGCGCCGCCACAACCCAGAGCCUGCAGACUGGGUCGUCUUGAGACUGGGUACUGCCAGCGGAAAAGUAGCAGGUAUCGAGAUUGAUACGGCUCAUUUCAACGGCAACCACGCUCCAGAAAUUGCUGUCGAAGGCGCUUUCAUCAGUGAUGAGAAGGAUGAAGAGGAGGUUAAGAAGCCAAGCUAUGCAGGCUGGGAGACUAUACUGUCAAAGCAGGAGUGCGGACCUAGCCAAAGGCAUGGAUGGCUGCUUCCCAACAUCACUGAAAAGGCAUACACUCAUGUUCGGUUGCUCAUGUACCCAGAUGGAGGAAUUGCGCGUUUCCGCCUGUACGGUGUUGCUGUUCCCGUUUUCCCUCAAUCUGCAGACGCUGUCUUUGAGCUCUCUGCAACAGUCAUGGGCGGCGUUGCAACAUCUUGCUCUGACCAGCAUUUCGGUACAAAAGACAACCUGCUGCUUCCUGGUCGUGGAAAGGACAUGGGCGAUGGCUGGGAAACGAAGCGCACACGUGGUGAGCAUGUUGAUUGGACGAUUGUAAGACUUGGAGCAAAGGGUGAGAUUGAUCACAUUGUCGUCGACACUGCGCAUUUCAGAGGCAACUUCCCACAAAAGGUGCAGGUUUUCGCAGGCGCUUUUGACAAAGACCCCGGUCAUGAUGACGCAGGGUGGACGGAAGUACUGGCUCCGCAGAAAUCAGGCCCAGAUACAGAACAUGUGUACAAGGCUGAGUUGAAGGAAGUAUCAGGCAAGGGGUACACACACGCAAAGCUGGUGAUUAUUCCUGAUGGCGGAGUGAAGAGAUUUAGAGUCUUUGGAAAGCGGGUUUAG